Molecule: messenger RNA, 942 nt
Organism: Fusarium verticillioides 7600
Lineage: Eukaryota; Fungi; Ascomycota; Sordariomycetes; Hypocreales; Nectriaceae
Exons: 4
Coding region: 1-942 (313 amino acids)
Source: RefSeq, a predicted model, not a curated record
AUGGCAGACCUCCUCCGAGAAAUCAAGGCGAAGUGGAACCCCGAGCCACUGCCUCCGCGCGGCACCUUCGACGGUCAAACUGUCCUCGUCACUGGUGGAACGAGCGGCCUCGGUCUCGCUACCGCGAAACACUUUGCGAGCCUCGGAGCUGCCAAAGUAAUCAUCACCUACCGCAAUAAACCUCGAGCUGAAACAGCCAGGCAGCAGAUCGAGGCUGCCGCACGGGCUGCUGGGAGUGAACAGGUAGUGAUCGAGAUGAUGGAGUUGGAUCUCACCCGAUAUUCGUCGUGCAUUUCCUUCGUUGAUGAGCUCGUGCGCCGAACGAACGGCAUUGAUAUUGCGAUACUCAAUGCCGGCACGUUUAAUCCGGAGUUUGUUAUGAGUCCCGAGGGCUGGGAAGAAACAAUCCAAACAAACACACUUUGCACCUCACUGAUCGCCAUUCUUCUCAUAAAGUGGAUGAAAGCAAUACGACAAAACCGACAGUCUCCAGCAAGCCUCGUCAUAGUAAGCUCAGGUCGGCAUCUAACUCCAGAUAUUUCCCAGUGGCCUGAGUGGGAGAAACGUGACGGGGGUAUCCUGUUGCACUUCAAAGACCCGUCAAACUGGCCUUCCGGUGGUGGCCCGGACGCUAUGUAUGCUACCAGUAAGCUGCUGUUGAUGUACGCUUUUGAAGAAAUCUGCAAACUAGCUGUUGAUGAAAAGGGAGAACCUCAGGUCAUCCUCAAGAGUGUUUGUCCGGGAAUCUGCAACACAGACCUGCAGCGAACCCUAAAGAAGCGAUCUCUCGUUGCUAGAAUGGCGAUACCUAUACUCAUGAGCAUUGUUGGAAAGUCGCCCGAGCUUGGAGGGAGGUACUUAUUAGACGCGGCUUUGGCGGGGCCUGAGAAACAUGGGAGAUUCAUUCGCUUCUAUCUGACGGACGAGGAAUUCCGCGUGUAA